AUGCCGCACGGGGCGAACGAGGAAAUGGGCGCACGCCCAAGCAACUCGUACCCGCGUCUAAACCCAAAGCUCGUGACCCACAGGGAAGAAAUUGUGAGCGCUGGCGAGGAUGAGCCACAGCCAGCACCGUCUCCCGCCACACCGUCGCUGAAAAGAACAGCAAAUCCUGCGAAAAAGCUGAGCGGGAAAAAGACAUCAACUCAUGUGGUUUCUGCACGGAAGAUGGAGCGGCCGUCGGCUCGGAACGUCUCCGUGGGUUCUGCUAGUAACUCUAAUUUGUUGCGCUCCAACUCACUUGCGCGGCCGUAUGGUCAUACCCACUCGGCGGUGAAGAACUCCACGGAGAAGAAUAUCCUUCCCGACGCGCGGCGUGAAGGGCCCGCAAAAAUGGAGAGAGGAAGAAGCUUCGGUUCUUCUUCCGUUCCUCCGUCUGCAUCAAUUGCCAUGAGAGGUUCCAGCAGCUUUCAUGGCGGUAUUGGACGCAUGACACCGCACAGGUCAAUCUCACACGGCAGACAGGAGUCCGGUCGAAGCACAUCAGGGAAAUUGAUGAAUAUCCCAAGUUCACCACGCAUAAGUUCAGCACGCGAAGCAAAUAAAUUUCCCACACCAUCUUCAGCCCAGCGUAGGAAAAGCACUGACAGUGGAAAAUUAGGGAUUUUCUCCAGAUCCAAAAUUUCAGAGCAUGCGUAUGUUUUACAAGUUGUCGAGAAACUCGGCAACGCAAAAGUUGCCUAUGAUCAUGUGCCACGCUGUGCGCAGGAAAUCCCUGCACGCUACAGGCAACAAUUGUCACAGUCACUGCCACCGCUAACGUCCGAUAAUUCAACCUCUUUACGCAACUCUGAGUUGAGGGGUAAGAGCUCGCCUCGUAAGACGACAUGCAACACGCCGACUGUGUUGAAAAGUGGCGUGCCGAGUCGUUCCUUUCCGACUAGCGGCGUGUCUCGCAACCAGAUGGCCAGUAAUGAACAUGGUGGCGUUGACGCCCAAAGGACCUCUGAAGUGUUGGAUAGGAAACCCUCAUUGAUUACAGCCGCUUCUCCUCCGGGCAGCCGCGAUGUGUUGGCACAAGGGAAAAAGAAAAACUCUUUGGGCGCCAUGAGUCUCUCAUCGCAGGGUAAAGGAAGGAAUUUGGUUCAAAAAACAAGGGAAAAAACAAUGCAACGCAAAUCAGUUAUUGGACUUGAACGGAUGCUGCUGUUCGAUACUGAGCCACCGCGGUUAUUUGCAUAG
Molecule: messenger RNA, 1236 nt
Organism: Trypanosoma cruzi
Lineage: Eukaryota; Euglenozoa; Kinetoplastea; Trypanosomatida; Trypanosomatidae
Exons: 1
Coding region: 1-1236 (411 amino acids)
Source: RefSeq, a predicted model, not a curated record